UCAUCACUUCUUGAAUUUAUUAGAUCUUUUUAAAGUUGUUGACACUAUCAGAUGAUUCUGCUUCGCCAAUCGGAUCGAUGGGUGCCUUGGAACAAAUUCCUCAGUCACCUUACCAUCCCAACUGUGUUUCCUUCCAUGUGUCUUCGUUUUGCUUUUGUUGCUUCCACUUCUUUGUUGCCUAGGUGAGAGAUCUCCAUCCUUGACCACCUUAUCAAAGCAUAUGUCUAGCAUAGCAUCCUCAUUAUCCCCAUCGGACAUGUCAUCACCAUCUCCCAAGUCAAUAUCAUAAGCUGUAGGUGAUGUUGCUUGCUGCCCCAUAUGCCGAGGAGAUGUGGUACUGGUUGUGCAAAUUUGCUUAUGAACUGAAAACCAUCAAAAUACCUUAUGAAAAUAGCAUAAUCAUUAGAGUUAGAGUUGUCUUCGACAUGUUUUCAUAUUCUGACAACAGAAAAAUUUACCUAAUACUUGAUAUUCUAUUCAAAAUACAGUUGGAUCUCACUAACAAACUGGAGUAACUAGACUUAAAGAAUCAACACCCCCUUAUAUUUGCAAUAUUCAUUUGAUCACAAAUUGCGUCUUAGCUCAAAUUUUGUAUGGACGUGAUCGGAUAGAAUUUGUAUCUACAAAUAUAAAUUUCAGAUUGAUGUAAAAAAAUGUAACCUACUCAUAAAAAUUGUACAACAUACAUGUAAACAAAACGUAAUUUACACAUAAAAUUUGCACGGUACACAAAAAUACUAGAAACUAAAAGACAUAGGUUCAUCAAUUUAACAGGAAAGAAAAGAUUAAAAAAUUUAAAGAGUUGGCAGCUAAGCUAUGGGGCAAUUCAUCGUGUGGAGUUUCACUAUUUUUUUAAAGUUUGGUACGCCAAAAUGCCAAAUCUUUUUAAAAGUAUCUAUAAAUGGGAGAGGAAUGCAUAUUGUUUGAUCAUCCACAAAUUAAAUAUCAACAAACUUCUAUAAGUUAAUUAAAUUCAUCCAAAAUGGCAUUCAAGGCAAAUGUUUUGCUUAUUUAUUCUUUGGUUCUUCUGAUAAUAUCAUCAGAGGUUAUUGCAAGAGAGAUGGUUGAGCCUUCACUUCCAAUGCUUGAGUCAAAUGAAGUUCAGAACACAAUUAAGAUGAACGACGCAACGCUUCACGGUCAGAAAAAAGAUGGCGGGAGGAAAGGAAAAGUUGGUUUUAAUUUAAUGUGUUUUGCUUGCGAAUGCCCAAAAAAGAAUGAUGACGACAACGACGAUGAUAACAACAAUAACAAUAACAAUAACAAUAACAAUAACAGCAACAACAGUGGUGGUUUUGUCGAUGAUGUAUGUAAAGCCAUGUGCUGUUAGAAACAAAAGGAUCACAAGCACUGAAUAAUCAUUUUCUUCUGAUCCAUUACCUAAUAAUAUAUACUUUGUGCCCUAAUAUUAUAUACUUUGUGUAAUAAUAUGAGAUUGGUUGAAUAAAGGAAAACUUUGAGUUAUCCUCAUGUUAUUUUCCACUUUGUUUGUAAUAAUAAUACGAGUUAUCACGAAAAAAGUAAAAUAGUACGAAUUGUAGUACUGCUUACUCAAUUGUUAUGUGUGCAAAUUGUACAUGAGACUAU
Lycium barbarum (goji berry) is the source of this 1587-nucleotide messenger RNA. RefSeq lists its product as uncharacterized. The transcript is spliced from 2 exons. Bases 983 to 1330 code for a protein of 115 amino acids. The record is from RefSeq and is a predicted model, not a curated record. NCBI's taxonomy places the organism in Eukaryota, Viridiplantae, Streptophyta, Magnoliopsida, Solanales, Solanaceae.